Rosa rugosa (rugosa rose) is the source of this 1439-nucleotide messenger RNA. RefSeq lists its product as uncharacterized. Gene Ontology annotation, molecular function: structural constituent of ribosome. The transcript has 2 exons. The record is from RefSeq and is a predicted model, not a curated record. Gene Ontology annotation, biological process: translation. NCBI's taxonomy places the organism in Eukaryota, Viridiplantae, Streptophyta, Magnoliopsida, Rosales, Rosaceae. The coding region runs from base 618 to 1010 and encodes 130 amino acids. Gene Ontology annotation, cellular component: ribosome; large ribosomal subunit.
GGUAAAAUUUUUGAAAGCUGCUUUUGGUUGGAAUUGCUUCUCUGUAAAGCUGAAAUUGAGAAGCUACAAUUUGUAGCUUUUAAAAACUGCUUUGGGAAAACACGGAGGAGCUCUCCACUGUUGUUUAAUGAAAUUGGACUUCCUGCCAAUUCUGUCCUCCUGAUCUCUCUUUGCCGUCAUUAUCAUUAUCAUUCCACAUCUCCUCCUUCCUCUUCUUCGGUGCCUGGUUCUCCAUCCUCUUCUCUCAGAUCGCCUUCUUCUUCAGCUCGUCGCUGUUGACGUCCUUCAAUUCCUGGAUUCUCGCCGGCCUCGCCUCCUUCCUCUGCGCAGACUUUGGGUCUUCUGGGUUAUGCUUCUUCUCUGCAGAUAGUUAAAGUCCCUGAAUUCGAUUCAGAUAAAACUCCUAGUCUCCAACCCAUGUGGGUCUUCUUCCUCACCAGCUAUUAAUACCCAAUUCCAGUCAUUUUUUUCUCUCUAUGUUGAUUUUCAAUCAAAGCUCUCAACUUUGAAACCAGCUAUUAGUUCCCAAUUGUCCUCAUUUUUCUUCUCUGUUGUUUUUCAAUCCAAAGUUUCAGUCUUUAAAUCAAAGCUCGCAACUUUGAACCAAAACCCACAUCAUGUCUAUUGCUUUGGACAGAAAUGGGAAUAGUGGGAAUGGUAUGAUCCCACGGUCCGGGAGGUUCAUCCAUGGGAUGCCUUGUAUUUCGAUCUACGACACAAAAGGGUUUGAUCAGGAUUGUCGUUUGGAGUUGGAGGAGGACUCUAGUAUCUCGAGGUCCUCGUCGGUUGGUAAUAACAGUGACGAGUCUAAUGGGUCGUCGGAGGGUGAGGUUCAGAGCUCGUUUAAAGGGCCUUUGGACACCAUGGACCAGCUUGAGGAGGUUUUGCCUGUCAAAGGUGAUGAACCGACCGGUCAUAAAGAAAUAUUCAAUCAUGCACAUUCUUCACUCAGGGGUGUUAUUGAGCGCACUUUUGGAGUAUGGAAAAAAAAAAAGGAGUAUUUUACGUGAUAUGCCACAUUUUCCGUAUGAAAAACAAGUGAAGAUAGUUAUUGCUACUAUGGCUCUUCAUAAUUACAUAAGAAGAUAUGCUCAACGAGAUAUUGAUUUUGAUGAAAGUGGAAAUUAUUCAAGUGAAGAGAUGGAGGAUAAUGAACAUGAUGGAGAUGGUCCAGGAAGACAAGAAAUAGAAGUGUUAAGAAAUGCAAUUGCACAAAGUCUAAUGAAUGCAUCUACUUAGCAUUUAGUUGCAAAUUUCAAGUGAUUUUAAUAUAUUUUGUGUAAUGGUUUCCGUUGAACUAUGGUCGGAAAAUUAAUCCAAAUAUUCUAGAUGAGAUUUUGUGUAAUAGUAAAACAUAAUAUGCAUAUUGAAGGGUUUAAAGUAAAUAUUUUAUUCGGUCCAACCAAGGUUUCAAGAAUAAUACAUGAGAAUUUUUUUUA